Impatiens glandulifera is the source of this 1433-nucleotide messenger RNA. Its product is annotated as protein BASIC PENTACYSTEINE6-like. NCBI's taxonomy places the organism in Eukaryota, Viridiplantae, Streptophyta, Magnoliopsida, Ericales, Balsaminaceae. Gene Ontology annotation, biological process: response to ethylene. Bases 393 to 1277 code for a protein of 294 amino acids. Gene Ontology annotation, cellular component: nucleus. Gene Ontology annotation, molecular function: DNA-binding transcription factor activity; sequence-specific DNA binding. The record is from RefSeq and is a predicted model, not a curated record. The transcript has 3 exons.
UCUAGUCUUUUGACGGCUGACCCGCUUGCUUGAAAACGUUUUUUUGAUAGAGUUGUAUCCAUAAAAAAGUAUGGAAGAAGCUGAUUAUCGUGAAAGAGAAACCCAGUAGUAAAAAUGGUGUGAAAGAAAAAAAAAUUACGAGAAAAGGUGAGGGAGGGGGGAAAAGCAAUUAAACUGAACAACAAAAGUGGGUUUACUUUCUUUGCCCCUUCCUCGCUAUUCAUCUUCCUGUCUCCACAGAUUUCCGUCAUCAAUUUGGGGUUUUGAUUCUCUCUCUCUCUCGUUCGGGCUCUACGAGUUUUUGCUCUGGUUGAAGAUGGGUUUGAAACCAGCUGUUUGAUCGAUCCAAUUCCUGUCUAUCCCAUUAUUUAUCAUCCCAUCCAGUUUAGAAGAUGGAUGACAGUACACAUAGAGAGAACGGAAGGCCUAAACAGCCGCCAAAUCAGUGGAUGGUGCAUCAUCAGCCAUCAAUGAAGCAAAUAAUGGCAAUUAUGGCUGAAAGAGAUGCAGCCGUUCAAGAAAGAAACAUGGCCAUAUCUGAGAAAAAACAGGCACUUGCAGAACGCGACAUGGCUAUAAUGCAACGCGAUUCAGCAAUAACAGAACGCAACAACGCGAUCAUGGAACGCGACAAUGCAAUCGCAGCUCUUCAGUACAGAGAAAGCGGAGGGAGUGGAAACAUUUCUCAUUUAUGCCCACCUGUAGUAAAACACAUGCACCAUCCUCAUCAGGAUUCUUCCAAUUCAACUGCAUAUGUGUGUUCUUCUUCUUCCAAGGACCUCCAUAUUGAUGAGGUGCAGCCUGCCAAACCUAAACGCGGUAAUAAACGAACUAAGGAGGCUAAAACAACAACGACCAAUAAGAAACCUUCAAAAUCAUCUAGAAAGGUGAAGAGGGAAGGAGAAGAUUUGAACAAGAUGAUAACUAAGCCAAAACCGAACUGGAAGGAUCAGAAUCUGGGGCUGAACCAGAUUGCUUAUGAUGAAACAACGAUGCCUGUCCCAGUUUGUUCUUGCACAGGUGUUCUAAGGCCAUGCUACAAAUGGGGUAAUGGAGGUUGGCAAUCUUCGUGUUGUACAAUGACAUUGUCUAUGUAUCCACUUCCAGCUGUUCCGAAUAAGCGUCAUGCUCGGGUUGGAGGGAGGAAGAUGAGUGGAAGUGCGUAUACAAAGCUAUUGAGUCGCCUGGCAGGUGAAGGAUUUGAUCUAGCAAAUACGGUUGAUUUGAAGGAACAUUGGGCCAAACAUGGGACAAAUCGUUACAUUACCAUCAAGUAGACUCAAUCAAAACAAAGGUAUUUUCUUUCAACCUGUUGGACGAAGAAAAAAAAAUGAUUUCUUCUUUGCAGAAAUGGAAUAAACCGAAAUCAUUAAAAGUAGUGUAAUUUUGCCUUAUUUAUCCUUCCAAAUUUAUUGACAUUGUAGUUUUCAUUA